AUGGCGCAAUACAACCCCCCAGACCAGCAACAGAAGUACCCUCCGCCUCAGCAGCCAUACUACGACCAGGGUCAACAACAACAGUACGCUUAUAAUGCCCAGCAACAACCUGCAUACAGCCCCAACACCCAGCAGCAACAGUGGGGCCACCACCAGGCUCCUCAACAGCAGUACUUCGGCGCACCAUCGGAUGCCCCUCAAGGUCAGCCCAUGACAGGUGUCGUCCCUCCUGCCUACGAGACAGCGCCCUAUGAUGGAACAGUCAACCCCGAGUCGGGUCUACCAGCAAAAUUCAACCCUCGUCCACGCUACAACGACUGCUGGGCUUUCUUCUUGUUUAUCGCUCAACUUGCUGCGUUUAUCGUUCUGUCGGGUUUCGCAAUCAAUCAGAUCCACCAGAAUCGCCAGUAUGACCAGAAUGGAUACUACCCAGCACCGGGACAACAAGUCCCCGGGGUGGCUCUUGGCUUUUUCUCCAAGUCUGGCCUUAUUACGAUGCUGAUCUCUGUGCUGACGGGCGCUGUGAUUGCGGUGCUUUACUUUAUGCUGACUGAAGCAUUCCCGCGUCAGAUGAUUAAGGUCACGUUUGCACUGAGCAUCAUCGCCUAUCUCGCGGUCGCCGUCUACUACUUUGUUCGAGGGCUGUGGAUGCCUGCCAUCUUUGGCCUCAUCUUUGGUCUGCUCUAUGCCUCAAUGUGGUUCUUCUGGAAGAGUCGCAUCCCCUUUGCAACGGAAAUGCUGAGAGCAGUAACAUCCGUGUCGAAAAAGUACCCAGCAACCUUCGCGCUUGCCUUCCUCGGUCUCUUUGUCCAGAUUGCCUACUCUGUCUACUUUAUUGUUGUCAUUAGCGGAUGCUAUGAGAUGUACUAUGAUCAAAACACGCAAACCACGCCAGGAAAGCUCCAGGCGUUGAUUGUGUUCUGCUUCUUCUCGUUUUACUGGACGUCUCAGGUUAUCAAGAACAUUAUCCAUGUCACCAUUGCAGGAGUCUUUGCAACCUACUACUUUAUGGCAGGAUCGCCCCAGGGCAUGAGCAAGUCACCGACUAUUGCCAGUUUCAAGCGCGCUUGCACUACGUCUAUCGGCAGUAUCUGCUUCGGGUCCUUGAUCAUCGCCAUUAUCCAGACCCUUAGAGCUCUUACCCAGAUCCUGCGAGGCGAUGGAAGCAACGGCAUCAUGGCUUUCAUUGCAUGCAUCAUUGACUGUAUCCUCAGCUGCAUGCAGGGAAUAAUGGAGUAUGUCAACAUGUACGCAUUCUGCCAGGUGGCCAUUUACGGAAAGGCGUAUAUCCCAGCAGCUCGCGACACAUGGACCAUCUUGAAGGACAGAGGCAUUGUGCAGAUAAUCAACGAUAACCUCAUCGGAAACGUCUGGGCAAUGGGCGCCAUCAUGGCCGGGGUCCUCUCAGGACUCGCCAGUUACCUCUACCUGCGCUUUGACAAUCCGCCCUUCAACUCGAAUGGCGAAUUCACCUAUGUCAUUGUGGUGAUGGCGUUUGUGCUGGGUAUGCAAAUGCUGUUUACUGUUGGAACCGUCAUUGACAGCGGAGUCGCAACCACAUUCGUCUGUCUGGCUGAAGACCCGGCUGCUCUCGCUAGAACUAAGCCAGAACUGUUUGAGCGCAUCCGUGCGACAUGGCCUGCGGUCGUUCAGGGUGUGAACUAA
Molecule: messenger RNA, 1665 nt
Organism: Linnemannia hyalina
Lineage: Eukaryota; Fungi; Mortierellomycota; Mortierellomycetes; Mortierellales; Mortierellaceae
Source: the annotation of a GenBank genome assembly